UGAGCUGGUCAGCUGACUUCGCCGGGGAGGAAGAGGAAAGAAGAUGGAAGGGAACAGAGACGAAGCAGAAAAAUGUAUAAAUAUAGCGACGAAAGCCCUCGAAGCUGGCGACAAGGAGAAGGCGCAGAAGUUUCUAAUUAAAGCAGAAAAGCUGUUCCCGACGGACAGAGCCAAAGCACUGUUGGAUGCAUUAACGAAGAAUGGGAGCUCAGCAGGUAAUGGCGCACAUCGAAGAAAACCAGCAGAAAGCUCCAGAGCCCAGGCGGAGAGAGAAAGACAAGAGUCUGGAGGUGAUUCUUCGAAAGGGUUCACGAAAGACCAGGUUGAAGGUGUUCACAAAAUAAAACGGUGUAAGGACUACUAUGAAGUGCUUGGUGUCAGUAAAGAAGCUGGUGAAGAUGAACUCAAGAAAGCCUACAGGAAACUAGCACUCAAAUUCCAUCCAGACAAAAAUCAUGCCCCUGGAGCAACAGAGGCCUUUAAGAAGAUCGGUAAUGCAUACGCAGUGCUAAGCAACCCAGACAAAAGGCGGCAGUAUGACCUGACGGGAGGGGAGGAGCCAAGCAACCUGGGUCACUCGCACCAUGGAGGCUUUGAUUUCCAUAGGGGCUUCGAGGCUGACAUCACUCCUGAGGACCUCUUCAACAUGUUCUUCGGUGGUGGCUUCCCCUCCUCAAGUGCACAGAACGGCAGAACGAGUUACAGCCAUCAUACAGAUUAUCGACAAGAGAGAACCGAAGAAAGAGGAGACGGUGGUUUCUCAAUGUUUAUCCAGCUAAUGCCCAUCGUGCUCCUGAUUUUAGUGUCAGUACUGAGCCAGUUGUUGGUAUCCCCCCCACCUUACAGUCUCUACUCUAGACCGUCAACGGGUCAGACUUUAAAACGGCAGACAGAAAACCUGCACGUCGAUUAUUACGUCACUAAAGAUUUCAAGUCGGAGUUUAGAGGCUCAGCCCUACAGCAGAUUGAGAAAAAUGUGGAGGAGGACUACGUAGCUAAUGUCAGAAAUAACUGUUGGAAGGAGCGACAGACAAAAACAGACCUGCUGUAUGCUGCUAAGGUGUACAGGGAUGACCGAAUGCGCAAGAAGGCUGAGCUCAUGACUAUGGAAAACUGCAAGGAGCUGGACAGACUAAAUAACCUAUUCAGAGGCGGAUGAGUUUAGCUCGUAUAAAUAUAAAUUAAUAGAUGUCUAUGAUUAAUGUUUGUUUUUUUAUGGAAGAGUCUUUAGACUAGGAGCAAAAAAAGUAAGGAAAUAAUCUAGCGCUGUUGUUGGAAAUUAAAAAAAA
Messenger RNA from Solea senegalensis (Senegalese sole), 1289 nucleotides. It is a transcript of the gene dnajb14, whose product is annotated as DnaJ heat shock protein family (Hsp40) member B14. Gene Ontology annotation, molecular function: Hsp70 protein binding. Bases 44 to 1159 code for a protein of 371 amino acids. NCBI's taxonomy places the organism in Eukaryota, Metazoa, Chordata, Actinopteri, Pleuronectiformes, Soleidae. Gene Ontology annotation, cellular component: endoplasmic reticulum membrane. Gene Ontology annotation, biological process: cellular response to misfolded protein. The transcript is spliced from 8 exons. The record is from RefSeq and is a predicted model, not a curated record.